Leptosomus discolor (cuckoo roller) is the source of this 1563-nucleotide messenger RNA. Lineage: Eukaryota; Metazoa; Chordata; Aves; Leptosomiformes; Leptosomidae. The record is from RefSeq and is a predicted model, not a curated record.
AUGGUGUUUCUCUGGGGUCUGUGGCUGCUUUGCCUGUCUGCUCUGCACUCUCCCCUACAGUUUUCUUUGGCAUAUGACAUUGAGCAAAAGCAUCUCUUCUUAGACAAAGAUGGGGAGCUGAAGGACCUGAAAAGUGCUGGAGUUGUACAGUCUGCACUGCUGGGAGCCGUCCCACCUGUGCCGGACGCAGAGUUGGCAGAAUUUACCCAUGACAACUUCCAGGAGAUCGAUGGAUCUAUGUUACCUUUCACCACCACCCCGCCAAGCACAAGGAAUGACUGGAACACAGAAGAGGAAGUCAUAGCUGGGGCUGUGGGCUGUCACGAACAGCAACCAUCUGGGGAAAUUUCCUCUUCUGAAGAGGAAGGAGAGGCUGAAGAGAAAAGCUGUGAGAUGACUUGGAAGAAGAGCCAAAGGCUAGCAGACGGCUUGAUGAGAUUCAGCAUCGAUCUCCUCAGAGAGGUCCAGCUGGAGUCCAACAGAACCAAUGUGAUCCUGUCACCCCUCAGCGUCGCCUUUGCCUUGUCUCACCUGGCCCUGGGAGCAGCGAAUCAGACAGAGAAGCACUUGCUUGAGGCGAUGCAUCUGGAGUCAGUGCCCUGUCUCCACCACAUGUUGGGCACCCUUCGCAGCAGGCUCACAGAAUCCACCCUCAGCCUCAUGUCGCAUCUGUACCUGCAGAAAGGAUUUGAGGUGAAAGAGAAGUUCCUGGAGGAUUCAGAGAAAUUCUACGGGGCAAAACCCGUGACCCUUUCCGGGAUCAGCGAGGAUGACCUUGUAGCCAUAAACAAAUGGGUAGAGGAAGCAACUAAUGGGCAAAUACCCACCUUCCUACAGCAGCUCCCUGAAAACACAGUGAUGCUUUUGCUCAAUGCAAUCCACUUCCAUGGGUUUUGGAGGAAUAAGUUUGAUGCUAGCUUCACUGGGCCAGAUCUAUUUCACCUUGACAAUGAAUUCAUGGUCCCAGUUGAGAUGAUGAAAGCCCAGAAGUACCCCCUGAGCUGGUUUACGCUGGAGUCCCAGGACAUUCAGGUGGCCAAGUUUCCCUUUAAGAGUAACAUGAGUUUUGUGGUCAUUGUACCAAACCAGUAUACUUGGAACACCUCUCAAGUGCUGGAGAACUUCCCUUAUGCACAACUAUGCAGGCUUUUCCCCAGAGAGGUACCCACCACCGUGAAGAUCCCCAAAAUAAAACUGGAUUACCAGCUGGAACUCAACAAGGUUCUCAGUCAAAUGGGCCUCCACGAGCUGUUCACAAGCCCAGAUCUCCAGAAGAUCACAGAGGAGCCUCUCUUUGUAUCCAGUAUACAGCAUCAGUCCACCCUGGAGCUUAAAGAAGACGGGAUGGAAGCAUCUGCUGCUACUAGUGUCGGGAUUUCACGCUCGGUCUCUGCCUUCAGCCUUGACAGGCCCUUUGUCUUCAUUGUCUUUGAAGAUGAAACAGGCAUUCCACUUUUUAUAGGCAGUGUCCAGAACCCUAAUCCAAAUGCUGCUCCCCAGGUAAAAGACCCACGGGACUCAAGUGAAGCAACAGAUGUCAAUGAGUACCCCAUUCCCAAAUAA